AUGGCAAUGAAUGGUUGCCAAGAGGGGGCGCGGCCGCGGCGGGGGCUGGGAGGGACCGAUGCCGGGGAGCAGACCGGGGAUUCGCCGGUGGCCGGAGACUCGCAGCGGUCGCUUCCGACGCCGUUCCUCACCAAGACGUACCAGCUCGUGGACGAUCCGGGGGUGGACGAUUUGAUCUCGUGGAACGAGGACGGGACGACGUUCAUCGUGUGGCGGCCAGCGGAAUUCGCCAGGGAUUUGCUCCCCAAGUAUUUCAAGCACAACAAUUUCUCCAGCUUCGUUCGCCAGCUAAACACUUACGGAUUCAGAAAGGUGGUGCCGGAUCGGUGGGAGUUCGCCAAUGAUUGCUUCCGGAAAGGCGAGAAGGCCCUCCUCCGCGACAUACAACGCAGGAAGAUCUCCCCGACGGCCGCGGCCGCCGGGGCCGCGGCGGUGACGGUCGCCGCCGUGGGGGUGGCGGGGCUGACCGUGUCUCCGGCGAACUCCGGCGACGAGCAAGUGAUCUCGUCGAGCUCCCCGCCGGUGGCCCUCGCGACCGCCGCGGUCGCCGCCGCCUCGCCGUCCGUGGUGCACCGGUCGCCGAGCUGCACGACCGCGCCGGAGCUCCUGGAGGAGAACGAGCGGCUGAAGAAGGAGAACAUGCAGAUGAGCCAGGAGCUGUCUCAGCUGAGGGGGCUGUGCAACAACAUACUGUCGCUGAUGGCGAACUACGUCUCCCGCCAGUCCGACUCCUCCUCCGCCGCCCCGGAGGGGCAGGCCCUGGAGCUGAUGCCGGCGAGGCAGGCGGAGGCGGCGGAGGACUGCGCCGGCCCGCCGUCGGCGGCGGCGCUGGAGGAGGACGACGACGAGGAGGCCGCGACGGUCGCUCCGCGGUUGUUCGGGGUCUCCAUCGGGGGGAAACGGCAGAGGAUCGAGGAGAACAGCAGCAACGGCGGAGACGAAGAGAUGCGGGAGGCGGAUCGGGCGGCGCCGGUGCCACCCGACGAGCGUGAGCCCGGGGGGGAGGUGAAAUCAGAGCCGUUGGAUGGGAGCAGAGAUCAUCACGGGGGAGAAGACCCGUCGUGGCUCGAGCUCGGAAAAUGACAAAACCUCCUCGGCUGCGACGGACGUGACGGCGGAGACGAGGGGGCGUCGCUGCUUUGGGGUGAGCGGGUCACGCGCGUGGCGCGUGGGGGUGGCGCGUGGAGGGGGGGCCAUUAUGGGGAAAAGGAGAGCGAAAAAACUCGAAACUGAACCCCAGCGAAUUUUGCAAGAAAGUCAAAAUCAAAAUCCGCGGGCGAGCGAGAAUGUUGUAAAGGUAACUAAUAAUGCUCGCAUCGCCGAGGAAGACAAGAGGCGGGGGAAGCUGCACGUGCGAGCGAGCGAUUUUGUCCCCAAAUUAGAAUUCGGAAGUUGUGAUGUUUAACGCUUUUCGGGAGAAAAUUAGAGGAUGAAUCGAAGCUGGGCACGAAACGGUGUCUUUGGUCGGGCGGUAUCUAUUGAUGUUUGACUUUUUCUUUUUUCUUUUUUGACUUGAUGUAAGCCGUUGCGCACCUGAUUUGACUAGAAAUUUAGCUGUAACUGGAAGCGGAAGCGGGUUGCCAUCGAAUCUGGCCGGCUGGAUAAGAAUCUAAGGGAUUCAAUCCUUUGACCACUCGUGCUAUACUAUAAUUACGGGUGGUGGUUUUUUCUUUUAGGUGUGUCUGGUAUUGGCUGAAAUGGCAAGCUUGUGUCUUUGCUUUUUUAUCUGUGAUGUCGGGGGAAAUA
Molecule: messenger RNA, 1746 nt
Organism: Eucalyptus grandis
Lineage: Eukaryota; Viridiplantae; Streptophyta; Magnoliopsida; Myrtales; Myrtaceae
Product: heat stress transcription factor B-2b
Exons: 3
Coding region: 1-1083 (360 amino acids)
Biological process (GO): regulation of transcription by RNA polymerase II
Cellular component (GO): nucleus
Molecular function (GO): RNA polymerase II cis-regulatory region sequence-specific DNA binding; DNA-binding transcription factor activity
Source: RefSeq, a predicted model, not a curated record